GCGUGUUUUGAAUCAGAGAGAAGCGGCGGAGGAACGGCCGGAACACCUUCUCCCCUAAACCCGCACUGAUCACUGUAUUAAUAUUAAUAAUAAUAAUAUUCUUAAUAUUAAUAAUAUAACCCGCACAGCCUGCAGAUCAGCGAUACAACCAGCAUGAGGAAAAGUGAGGUGCUGGCGGCCGAGUCGGUGGCGUGUCUGAAUAAAGCUCUGUGUCACCUGAAGGACAUCUGGGAGGAGAUCGGGAUCCCGGAGGAACAGAGGCUGGAGAGAACCAAUGUGGUUAAAAACCAUAUUAAAGAUCUUCUGGAGAGGAUGAUCGCAGAGGAGGAGAACCUGAGGAAGCGUCUGAUGAUCAGUAUCGAGACCUGCCGUAAAGAACUCAGCAAGGUGUGCUCUGAGCUGCAGCUACCUGCCUUCCAGGAGGAGAGGAGUAACUCGAUGCUGCAGCAGGAGAAAGAUAUCAGGACGUUUCUGGAGGCGAUGCUGAAGGAGAAGAGUCACAGGAUGCAGACGCUGAAAGUCCUGAUAGAGCAGGACCAGGACCUGUGUGAUGUUCUGUGUUGUGAUUCGUUCUGUAUCUCGGACAGUUCUGUUCCCUCACUCGAGCAGCUGGAGCGCUAUCGCGAGCACCUCGCCGCUCUCGCCGCGGAAAAGGAAGAAAGGCGCAGUAAAUUUGUUGAACUGAAGAAGAAGAUAAUUCUCUGUAUGGAGGAUCUGGAUCAGCUUCCUGAGACCAGUUUUGAGAAGGACAUCGUUUGUGAGGAAGAGGAAGCGUUCUGUCUCUCCAGAGAAAACAUCGACUCCCUGAAAAUCCUGCUUCACCAGCUGGAGAGCAGGAGGGCUGAGAUGGAGAUUAUCUGUCGGACGUUUCGGGAGAAGAUCCAGGAUCUGUGGGAGCGUCUGCAGAUCCCGCAGGAGGAGCGAGACGCCGUUUCUGAUCACAUGACCCAGUCCAGGAAAAAAAACAUGGAGGCUCUGCAUGCUGAGGUGAGGCGUCUGGAGGAGAUAAAGGUGAGGAAUAUGAAGGUGGUUACCGUGGCGAUUCGGGAUGAGAUCAGUGAGAUGUGGGAGAAAUGCUUCUUCAGCUCCGAGCAGCGGCAGAACUUCAGCCCGUUCUUCAGCGAUGAUUUCAGUGAAGAGCUGCUGAGUCUGCACGACGCUGAGAUCCUGAGAUUAAAGCAGCAUUAUGAAGAACAUAAAGAUCUGUUUGAAGGGGUUCAGAGGUGGGAGGAGAGCUGGAGACUGUUCCUGGAGCUGGAGAAAAAAGCUACAGAUCCCUCCAGAUUCACGAACAGAGGAGGAAAUCUCCUUAAAGAGGAGAAACAGAGAACUGAUCUCCUGAAGAGCCUCCCGAAGUUGGAGAAGAAGCUGAAGCUGCAGGUGGAGCAGUGGGAGGAGCAGCAGGGUCGGGAGUUUCUGGUUGGGGGUCAGAAGUUCCUGCAGUUUGUUGGGGAGCAGUGGGAGCAGCACCGCCUGGAGAAAGAGCGCGAGAAACAGGAACGGCAACUGAAGAAGAGUAAACAGACGGAGGAGGACAUGCUGUACGGCACCGCCGUCCGAACGCCCACUAAACGCAGAUUCCUCGGCAGCGCCACUCCCUGCAAAACUCGCAAACUGAACGGCACCAGCAGCACCUCCAACAGCACCAUACGCUCCGCCCUCAGCUCCGCCCACAUCACCGUCUGCCACUCCCCCCUGUCCCGCCCCCCAAUCUCAGCCAGCAAGGGAGCUGCAGUUCGGACGCCCGGUCGUGGGAAACCCCCCCAUCCUGCACUGCUGGAGAGGAAUAAGGAGAAUAUUGGAUUCGGUAACGCCGCCGCCGUGGUCAGUUCCAGCCCUCAGCGUAACCACAGUAUUAACUCUGUCGCCAGCACAUACUCAGAGUUCGCGGGGGUAGUGAGUGCUGACUCCGGGGAGAGCGAGAUCUCUGCAAAGCCUCUAAAUCAAAGUGCACACCAGACGUCCUGAAUUCCACCAUCACACACCUCUGACUGCACACCCAAUACACUAAUCAAUAAUUCCGGGAUCAGCAAAUACUGCAUCGCAUGAUCAAUAUCGGAAAGCUUUGAUCAUCACGAUUUGAAUUUGUGUGUUAUUUAGCAUUUGAUGUGUAAAUAAAGGUAAUAUAUAUUUAA
Molecule: messenger RNA, 2135 nt
Organism: Astyanax mexicanus (Mexican tetra)
Lineage: Eukaryota; Metazoa; Chordata; Actinopteri; Characiformes; Acestrorhamphidae
Gene: prc1b
Product: protein regulator of cytokinesis 1b
Exons: 15
Coding region: 154-1968 (604 amino acids)
Biological process (GO): mitotic spindle midzone assembly; microtubule cytoskeleton organization
Cellular component (GO): cytoplasm; mitotic spindle midzone; spindle
Molecular function (GO): microtubule binding
Source: RefSeq, a predicted model, not a curated record